Messenger RNA from Labeo rohita (rohu), 2517 nucleotides. RefSeq names its product family with sequence similarity 117 member Ab (gene fam117ab). The coding region runs from base 210 to 1238 and encodes 342 amino acids. The record is from RefSeq and is a predicted model, not a curated record. Lineage: Eukaryota; Metazoa; Chordata; Actinopteri; Cypriniformes; Cyprinidae. The transcript is spliced from 8 exons.
UUUCGAGAGGCAGAGGUCAGUGUUCUUCGGUGUUGAGCAGCAGAAAACUCUCUCAACUUACAAUCGUAUACGUGUAUAUGAAUACAUAUAGUUAUCGGUCUAGUUAAGGAACUAGAUGAGAAACAUUUAGAAUGGAUAAAUAGCUGGAAAUGGACAGCUAAAGAAGGACAAAAACUGCUCAUGACGCCAAAGUGAGUGUUUGUGGAGAGAUGAAGAUGUCCAGGAGCGGAUCAGGUCUCCAGCCUCUCAAAGCUACAGUUCCCUUCACGCUGCACAAACCAGCUACAGCUGCCGUCACAAAUUUCACUCCAGGUGAUAGGACCAAAGCUGAGUGGCGUUUGCAGACUCAGAUUCGGCGCACAGUAUCUUUGGAUGCGAUUGUGUGGCCGUACUUGCAAGGCCAGUGGCCCAAAGAGGGGGACAGACAUGACAAGCAAGACAAAUCCACACAGACACCACAGGCUUGGUUAGCUGGAGCUGAAACAGCAUCUGUUGGAUUACACAAACGUUCGGCAUCAUGGGGAAAUUCAGAACGUCUCCAGGAUGGAAGUGACGUGUGUGCAGAUUCGUUUUUCAAGCUGAAACAACAACUGCAACAGAAGAAAAGGUCAGGCAUUUUGGUUGGCAAUCAAGAGAAACUGCACAGCCAACAUCAGUCCGCUGCUCUGUUAAUUCCACCCGCGUCAUUGACUCGACUGCCGUUACGUUUGCGUCAAAGUGAAGAGAGACUAGAUCAGGAGCUGGAGAAAGUCUUCACACAUCAUGCAUCAGUUCACCAUUGUGGACUAUAUGAGGUUCCUGAUGGCCACAGGGCUCCUGUUCCACACCUGAGACCCAAGAGUGGAUUUCAGAUUGGGUCUUCCUGUGUAGCUUCCCACUCUUCUUCUUCCUCAUCCACAUCUUGUUCUCCACAGCGCCCUCUAGAUCUCGAAACUGUUGAAGAGGUCAGCUCGUGUAUCCUGAUGCUGUCCUCAUCCCCACGGCCCAAUAAUAGCUACUGCUUUCAGAGAGAUCCACCAGAGGGUUGUGAGAGAGUCCGAGUGUGUGAAGAGAACGUCCUUCCAUGUUUGGACCAAGUGUACGUGUCCUCCUGCCCCGACCCUGACAAAGUGAACUUCACCACACACACGGGCUCAGCCUUCUGCCCUGUCAAUCUCCCAAAGCCCCUCCUACCUCCAGUGGACUUCCUGAUAUGCAGCCUCUCAGUUUCUCCAGGGUCCUGCUGGGUUGGACAGUGAGGAGUUAAUAAGUAAAGAAAAACCACAAACCGUCUUACUCUAUUUGAGAGAUAUAGAAAAUGACUGUCUUUAAAACACUUUGCUUUUUAUUGUUGAAUAUGCUUCAGCAUCUGACCUUACUACUGAACAUUACAUUUUUCACUGUUGAACAGUGGAAAAUGUAAACGUUUAUUUUCUAAUUUAAAAAGUAAUUGAAAUAAGAGAAUACCAGAUUUCUUUGUGAAAAUAUCCUGUUGGAAUAGUGGAUUUGAUAGAUGGGCAGUUUUAUAAGGAAAACGCUGUCCUUAUACACAAUGAAUAUUGAAUAGGGCAGAUUUUUUUUAAUGUAUAGAAUAGAAUAGUACUAUUAAGGCAAUGCCAAUAUUUUAAAUCAGUAUUUUACCACCCACUUAAGUGUUUUGCUGAAAAACUAAGUUGGCAAAUUGAUUCUUUAAUAUUCAUAUAUUCAUACUUUAGAUUUAUUUUGUUCUAUGUGGGUGGUUAUAUAUAUAUAGUCAUAGAACAUUUCAUUUCAGUACAUUCAUAUUAUUUGAUUUUAGGUAAUUGUCACAGUUAUGCUCUAAUGGUACUUUUACAUUCAAUAUAUAUAUAUAUAUAUAUAUAUAUAUAUAUAUAUAUAUAUAUAUAUAUAUAUAUAUAUAUACUUUUUUUUCCAAAAGUAGAGUGUUUUUGUCUAAUUAAUGUUUACAAUGGUAUACCUUGAACAUAAGAAUGUUAUUUUUGUAUUUUUGUACUGAUGAAUCUGUACUUGAAUGUGCAAUUAGUUAGGCGCUCUGUACUGUUUGCACAUAUAUUUUUUGCUAAACAUAAGCUAUAGAAUGUCAAUUUUUACACAUUAUCUGACUUCAAAGUAUUUCUUUAUUCAAAACGCUCAUUGCGCACAUGAUGUUUGUUGUUAUUUUAAGCUUUGGUUGAAAUGCUUUGUUUAGAUGAGUCAGUUUGAACUCUUUGCCUUCCCAUUGGAAAGUGCUUGGAAAACUACAUGCAAAUUGAUGAUACAUCAAUCUUGUUUUUUUUAUUCUUUUCUUUCUGUAGAUCAGCAUGUGUGCAGAAUGUUUUGGCACUGAUAAAAGAGAAAUGAGCAACAAUAGUGAUUGAAUGCCUGUUCUGUCAAAUGGAUAUUUUGAAAAAUAACAAACUGUUAUUUUUACUGGCAAGACUGUCAAAAGAAAAGAAAAUUAAGUGCUGAUUGCAUGUGGUCAGGUGAAUAAUGUGAACUAUGUGCAGUAAAUGGAAAAAGUUUAUUUUUAUAUGGAAAAAAAAUCAUUCUGUUACUUUA